AGAAGUAAACAUGAACCCCAGGAAGCUGCCUCCUCCCCGGACAGCAUGGCUGAAAAAGCAAAAGUUCACAUCUUCCUAGGGGCUCCUCUUCCCUCCUCUGACUCUGAAGCUGGGGUGAAGGAACGAGACUGUCCCCUUGCAGAAUGGAGACACCUGGAGCUCACCUGGAGAGAGGGGAGACUAACACCUGCAGCAGAUGGUCCUGAAAAUGAAGCCAGAGCAUCUAGAGUAAGCUCAGAAAAAGAGGAGGCCCAGAAGUCUGAUCUGAAUCCAGAACUUCAAGCUGAUUGGACCAGGGCAACACUCCAAGAUCACCCAGGAAAAGGGAUGUCGAAAACACCAGUUCUGAUCCCAGAGGAGAACUCAGACGGUGCUGAGGAAGAUCAGUGUUCCUCUUCAGUUCAUGAGUAUCUGGACAGCUGUUUCCCUGCAGCUCAACCAGAACCAGAACUUCAGCAAUCAGCUGCUAUCCCUCCUCUGUCCACACGGACACAGUACCUCAUUAGCUGGACUCUAAGUCAGGCUUUAAUCCUGAGAGGCAGGCACAGCAUCCAGUCAGCAGCUAACCCCACCGAAACCCCUCAGUCUGUCGGCUCAGGCACCCCAGAGCUCUUCAGUCCUGAACUUCCAUCACUCGGACCCUCCGCUGAGCUCUUCAUCCAUCCCUGUCCAACCCCAAGGACUGAGGAGGGAGGGGUCAUCCUCCAGGCCACCACAGAUGGUGUCCUUUGUUCCCAGGAGUCUAAAAACUCCCACAACGUCUCCACAAAGAACCCCAGCAGCAAGAAAACUCAAAUCUCUGAAGAUUCUGUGGGUCUUGACAGAACCAGUAGAGCGGGUCUGCAGAGUCCAACCACACCUCUAUCCAGGUGCAACAUGGUGGGUUGGAGAUACUCUGUUCUGGUGGUGGUGGUCCACCCGUGUCACCUAAAGGAGGUCAAGGUGAAGUCUGGGCCAUCAGCAGGAAGCUUUGUUGCUUUGGCAUCCAUCAUCGUAAUGGACCAGUAUGGAACUGAGAUGAAGGUAGUACUGUGGCGUCAGGCAGCGUUCUGGACCCUGACUCUUUGUCCUGGAGAUGUCCUGCUUCUCGCAGGGCUUCAGGUGAGUGAAGACAAGUGGAGAGGAGAAGUGGUGCUGCAAUCCACAUUUAGCAGCAAACUGCUCAACCUGGGGCACGCCUCCACUGUACCGACAGUUACCCAGCAUGUUGAUGCUCACUCGCUCAGCUCUUUGUGUAGCUUUAUUAAAGAGCAGCGCCCCCUGCUGUUGACUCUGUCCCGUCCACCUCCACAGGACCUGAACCGCCUCCGCUACACCUCUCUACGGGCGCUAAGGGUCAACAGUCUGGUUCAUGCCCUGCUGCGGGUCAAGCAUGCACACAUCAGCUCAGAUUGGAGAAGCACAGCAGAGUCUCACUGUAGGUCUGCAGUUCAGAUGAAGGCAGUUCUGGUUGUGGAGCAGUCUGAUGGUCUGCAGGGAACACUGCUGCUGUGGGAAGCAGCUUUGGACUGGCUGCCUCUCUUCAACAAACGCACAGAUGCUGUGUGGGACUUCCAUGUCCUUCUGGUGAGGGAAGGGUUGGCGUCUGAUCUCCUGGAACUGCACUCCACCCCCUGGAGCUCGGUACGGGCCCUGGACCAGACUGACCGCAGGCUGCAGGACUUCUGUCGGAUUCAGCCUUGCCGAAAGGAAAGAAGCAGUCCAGUGGAGCUCGACGUAAACACACUUCUGUCUCAGAAGUACAGUGGUGAGGUGGAGCUUAAAGUCCAGAUCUUGGCAUUCCAGUUCCGGGAUGUUUCGCCCUCUCAGAACCCACCUCAACCAGUUCUGGACAGCUUUACGCCGCUAGAGGCCAUCGUGGCAGUUCUGAGAGGUGGCAUCACCUACACUGGCUGUGCUCGCUGCUCCACGGAGCUUGAAACUGACGUCAAUGAGAUCUACAUCCCCUGUUACCCCUGCCUGCCUCACACUGCUGUGCGCUGCUUCUACAGACCAGGUGCGCUGACCGUCAGUGGACAGGGUGGCCGUCGUCUGCGUGUUGAUGUCCCGCCACUUCCUAUGCAGAACAUCUUGAAUGUUCCACCUGAUAAACUUCAGAGGACCUCAGGAACUCAGAUGAAACACAUCCAGGCUGCAGCGAAGCAGAUCCAGAACCUGCUUGCCUGUCCCAAGAAAACCACCCUCACCCUGCAGAGUCAUUUCCUGUGUGAUGAGAACAGCGUCAUAAUUAGUCAGGAAUUAAAGCUUUUGAACUUUCAUUUGAUUUGAGGAGAUCCUACCAACACAAGGGACAGGGCUUACAUCAGGUGUUCUUCAGGUUCUAUAGAACAGGAAAAGUCCACUGCAAGGAGCCAAGUUUGGAGAUAAUCCUGUAAGGCUGACUGUUCAACUACUGAAAGAAGCUAUCGUAGAAUAUU
This is a messenger RNA of Austrofundulus limnaeus, 2417 nucleotides long. It is a transcript of the gene shld2, whose product is annotated as shieldin complex subunit 2. NCBI's taxonomy places the organism in Eukaryota, Metazoa, Chordata, Actinopteri, Cyprinodontiformes, Rivulidae. The record is from RefSeq and is a predicted model, not a curated record. Gene Ontology annotation, biological process: regulation of double-strand break repair via homologous recombination. The transcript is spliced from 11 exons. Gene Ontology annotation, cellular component: nucleus; site of double-strand break. The coding region runs from base 46 to 2268 and encodes 740 amino acids.